AUGGAUCCGAUGUCCACCAUCAAUGCUACAAAUGCCACACUGAAGUCAGCUGCCGAGGCUCUCCAGGAGGAGAAAAGACUGUUACAGCAACGACAAAGACAACGACAACAAAAUCCCUUGUCACUUUCCCAGGUUACAGCUGAUUUGAUCUACGACACACUUUACCUGACCUUCUGGAACCACAUCCUCUUCAUCAUGCCGGCUGCGAUUGGUCAGAUGAUCUGGGUUUUACCUACUCCUCUGCCUGGUGAGGCGCCCACGAUCUUCGAGUUUGUUUGGCAUCAGAUAGCGGCUUUAUUUGUCUUUGAUUUUCAGUACUACGUAUGGCACCUGACACACCACAAGAUUCGGUUCUUGUACCGCCACAUCCAUGCGGUGCAUCACAGGUACAAUAGCCCGUUUGUGUGGGUCACUCAGUAUCUUCACCCCUGGGAGCUGGUUGUCGUCGGUUUCCUCACCACCACCAACACCUGGUUCUUCAACUCGCAUCCGCUCACUGUUUGGAGCUACAUGAUGGUAAGCAUCUUGGUCAGCGUAGAGGCUCACAUUGGCUUCGAUUUCCCAUUCCUUCUGCACAACUUGGACCCAACUGGCACUAUCGGGGGCUCGCCCAAGCACGACAUGCACCAUCAAAAACCCCUCACCAACUUCCAACCCUUUUUCAACCAUUUUGACAAGCUCUUCGGCUCCUACUGCCCAGCGAUGAGUGCGGGGGGCAAAAAGAGCAAAGCUUUGCAAGAUUAUGAGAGGAAGGUCAAAGACUGCAAGAAAAACCUCUAAUGUUAUGCUUACGGCAAUGUUGCUUACAACAUUGAUUUCUCUGCGACUGAGAAGUUUUUUUGUUUAGGCAAGGUUUUCAUUUCUUUAUUCUUUGUGCUUUUCACCAUUUGGUCCCAUUUUCAGCCUGGCUAUCUUUAUUUCUUGUCAUGGUUAUCCAACAGUCUGCUUGCUUUGUGUACAAAUCUAUCUUAACUCUGUUCACAGAUUGCAGCGUAAGCAUCAGUAUUUGGAAAUCGAUUUAUUUGUCACUAUUUUUUAUUUUAGAAUUAUUUGAAUAUGUUUAUACUGUUUAUGAAAUUGUUUUACGUAUUCAUUACUGAAUUCAUUCUUCAAUUCAAAACAAAAAUUCUUACUCAAUUCACUUGUCCUUUUCAGUAUACUUUUCUUUCUCUUUUGUAAAUGUGUUAUUCAAUUAUUGUUCAAUGUUAAUUCUGGAAACGGUCACUGUGCGGCGUUCUUGCACGAUGAGAAAUAGUCAUGACGCUCAGACAGAGCUGAGGCCGAACGUUCUGUGUGCUGUUUACAUUUCGUGGCAACUUAUACAGGAGUUGUUCUACUAAGCUCAGAAAGCAAAACACUUUAGGAGAGAGAAAAAAAACCUGUUUCAUUCUUUUAGCAGUUAGAUCUAUACCUACAUUAUGCUUUUUUUAUUCUUUAUUUAUUAUCAUGAUAAUUUUUUGUGUUUUUGCUUUUGUCAACAUCUAGGAUUUGUAUUGCGGCCGAAUUUUUUCUUGAGUUUAUGCAACUGAUAUCACAGAUGAAGAAAUUGCAUUAAUUUGGUUUUUAUUGUUUUGUUUUUUUUCACAAUAUUUGGGUUAUGUACACAUGAACAGCUAGCCGACAAUUUGGCGUUUGAAUAACUCGCCCAAGC
Messenger RNA from Aplysia californica (California sea hare), 1651 nucleotides. RefSeq names its product cholesterol 25-hydroxylase-like protein 1, member 2. Gene Ontology annotation, biological process: cholesterol metabolic process; sterol biosynthetic process. The record is from RefSeq and is a predicted model, not a curated record. The transcript has 4 exons. Bases 1 to 780 code for a protein of 259 amino acids. NCBI's taxonomy places the organism in Eukaryota, Metazoa, Mollusca, Gastropoda, Aplysiida, Aplysiidae. Gene Ontology annotation, molecular function: C-4 methylsterol oxidase activity; iron ion binding; steroid hydroxylase activity.